UGAUGUAUUUCCGCUUCCUCUCGGCCCAGUCGUAUUUGGUUGGACGGGCUUGUUGCGGGGAGGGAGGGGACAGAUUGUUUGCAGUGGAGGAGCUCGGAGUACAGGAAGGUAAACUGAGCUCCCCCGAGACCGGCACCCCGCAGCCUCGGUUCGGGCCCAGCCUCAUCUCUCCAGCUGCCGCCACAGCCUGGAGGCGCCUGCCUCCGCUCUCCCGAAUGGUGCUACUCCUCGCAGGCCUCGGCCCGGGAUCCAGACCUCCUUUGCCCCCUGCCUCGGAGCUUCUGCUCCGGGUCUCCCCCGGUGGACUGCUCGUGGCGGGCAGGGAAGAACUUUUCCACAGACAAGGCUAUCCCUGCAGGAGCGCCUCCGACGCUUUGAAUCUCGGCCUCUAACCCGGUGUGGGGGUGUCCCUCUCUCCCCUCUUCUACCCGCCGAGAGGAGAAUCCCUUCUUCUUGCAGCCCAGAGCCCGGGAGGUCCCAAGGUGGGGCCCUGGUCCCAGCAUGUCAGUCCUCUCUUGUGCGUAGGGCUGUGCUCUCUCCCCUUUAGCAUGGCCGAAUUCAGGCCGGUGCCCAGGGGGCGGGAGACCCCGCAGGGGGAGCUUCGGGCGGAGGUGGUAGAGGAUGAAUCCCCGCGGAGCCCGGUCGCGGAGGAGCCGGGGAGAGGCGGCGGCAGUCACGGCAGUGAGGCCAAACUGUCUCCCAGGGAAGAGGAAGAGCUGGAUCCUCGGAUACAGGAAGAGCUAGAGCAUCUGAACCAGGCCAGCGAAGAGAUCAACCAGGUGGAGCUACAGCUGGAUGAGGCCAGGACCACCUAUCGGAGGAUCCUGCAGGAGUCAGCAAGGAAGCUCAACACGCAGGGCUCCCACUUGGGGAGCUGCAUCGAGAAGGCCCGGCCUUACUAUGAGGCUCGGCGGCUUGCUAAGGAGGCCCAGCAAGAGACCCAGAAGGCAGCGCUGCGGUACGAGCGGGCCGUGAGCAUGCACAAUGCUGCCCGGGAGAUGGUGUUUGUGGCUGAGCAGGGUGUCAUGGCUGAUAAGAACCGGCUAGACCCCACCUGGCAGGAGAUGCUCAACCAUGCCACCUGCAAGGUGAAUGAAGCAGAGGAGGAGCGGCUUCGUGGUGAGCGGGAGCAUCAGCGGGUGACCCGGCUGUGCCAGCAGGCUGAAGCUCGGGUCCAGGCCCUGCAGAAGACGCUCCGGCGGGCCAUUGGCAAGAGCCGCCCCUACUUCGAGCUCAAGGCCCAGUUCAGCCAGAUUCUGGAGGAGCAUAAGGCCAAGGUGACAGAGCUGGAGCAGCAGGUGGCCCAGGCCAAGACUCGCUAUUCAGUUGCCCUGCGCAACCUGGAGCAGAUCAGCGAGCAGAUUCACGCACGGCGCCGGGGCCAGCUCCCGCAUGCCCCAGGCCAGCGGCGUUCCUCCCCUGUGGGGGCAGAGGCUGGGCCUGAUGGUGGGGAGGAUGGGGACAGUGGGAUCAUCGAGGGGGCUGAAGGCGGGGGCCUGGAGGAGGGCAGUAGCCUGGGUCCUGGGGCUGCCCCUGACACAGACACGCUUAGCCUGCUGAGCCUGCGCACGGUGGCCUCGGACCUGCAGAAAUGUGACUCUGUGGAGCACCUGCGGGGCCUCUCAGACCACACCAGUCUGGACGGCCAGGAGCUGGGUUCCCAGAGCGGGAGCCGUGGGGGCCGCCACCAGCGCAGCAUCAGCCUGUAGUCCAUGCUCAGGGUGGCUAGUCCUUUCAUCACCACUGGCCCUCGUAGGGCUGGACAGGCUCUGUGCUCCCUCUUCCUCAGGUCCUUUCUUCCCUUGGAGAGGUCAGGUUGGUCCUUGCCUCUGGUGGAUUUCUCCCUGUCCUUGCCCUCCCAGCUCCCUCUUCACAGGUGGCAGCUCUUUUUGCCUUACCCUUUCAGAAGGCUUUUCUCUGGCUCUCACAUUUGCCCUCUCCUGCUAGCUCCUCAUGGUCUGAUGCCCUUUGCUGCCCCCUUUCUGCUUUCCUUCCAUCUGUCUGGCUUUCCCCUCAGGGAACUUGGUCUAGAAGGCACAGGGAAGCCCAUCGGAGAAGGUGGGUGUAAGACCCAAGUCCUGGCAUCUUGGCCCCUAGCUUGAGGAAAUAGGUGUUCCUUCCACCUCCCCAUCUCCCAAGGUCUAGGGAUGCUACAGAGCUCUUCUGGCAGCCGUGUGCCCUAGGCCUCUGUCCCGGCCUGCCCAUAUGGAACCUGAAAUGCACUGUAGGACUGUGUACGUCUGGAAGACACUACUGAUCCCUACAGUGCUCCCUCCUCAUGACCUAAGCCACUUUGCUAUGUGUGCCACAAAGCAGGAUUGGAAGGGUACCAGUGUCAGAGAAGGUGAAACCCAAAUCCGCUGUCAACACAGAGGACACCACCCACUCCAGAUAGGCUCCCAUGUGUAUGGUGUUUUCCGCAGCUGGGCUGGGCUGUUAACAUUGCUAAGGUGCUAGUGGGUCUCUAACAAGGGUCCAUGUUGGCAGGUGGACAUGAAAUGAGGUCCUGAUGGUUGAGGCCCUUGCCAUUCAUGCUGCAGAGUUGGGUUUACUUUUUCUGGGUAGAGGAUGUUGAGCUGAAUCUCAGCACCCUCCUUCGGGGUGGAGUUAGGGAAAUUGGUGCUCAGUUGCUCUCCCUCUUGCUCUCCCAAACCAAACAAUACCUACUCCAGGAUCCCUUAGGGAAAUGCUCAAGUUUUGCUGCACAGCCUUCUCUGUUGUAGGUAGGGGUUGCCCUGGGGUGAGGGAGCCCACCCUCCAUGGGGAGCAGCUCUGGGUGUUUGGUGGUGUUCCAGGCCCUAUGGUGGGGAAGGGGGGAAGCCAUGCUAGAUCUGGGUGCCUUGGGAGAACUGGUCCUUCUUCCUUUGCCACCCUAAGAGGUCUGAGAGCUGGACUCUGGGCAGGACAGCUUGCACCUAGGCCUUUGUGCUGCUGCUGUCACCUGGGAGGAGUGGGCUUUCAUAUGGAGGGUGGUGUCUCCCUGUGCUAAGGUGGUCACUAUGAGAACCACUGGGUUUGAGGUGGCCAUGGGUGAAGUGAAGAAAGGGAGGGAGGACGUGGGCAUGCGUGUAUGCAUGUGCCGGGGGAGUAUGUGUGUGUGUGUGUGUGAGAGAGAGAGAGAGUGUGUGUGUGAGAGAGAGAAAAGGGUAUGCCCCUGAUUUUAUUUAAAUAAAAUAGUUUAUGUAUCAGUAAUGUUUGCUGUCCCUGUCAGGGGAGGGAGGAAGAGAAGGGCGGAGUGUGUGUGGGGAGGCUCUUGAUGGGUGAGUCAGGGCAGGGAAGAUGCCUCCUCCUCCCACCUUUCAGGCGAGGAGGGGUCGCAGGGUGGAGAGGACAUUGUUCUAGUGGUCCGGAAAAGACAAAGGUGCCAGUCCUGGGUAUGUCUGCAGUUGAGCAUGAAGGAAGGGGAGGGACAAAAGUAGGGUUGUAGGAGACUUAAGUUUCAGAUAGAGUUUUUGUCUCCUGCAGUGUUUAGGACAUAGUACUAAGUUUUUAUGUUGUCUGUCUAAAAUUUAAUGUAGAUGAAAGGUGACACUCAAAUCACGACUUGAUGUGUUGUGGGGUGCAAAGGAUUUGAGUGUGUUUGGACCCACAGCCUGUGAAAUAUCUAGUGGAAUCAGGUUGGGGCGGGAUGAGAACUUUGGGAGCCAUGGAUAUGUAGAGUGAAAGCUUUGGAUCAAGCGCCCUCAGCCCCAGCCCCAGAGGUGCACCUACAUUUCGGGCCAGGUGAGGAGGACAUCAUCCAAAGGGUGGAGAAGGCACUGCCAGGGAGGAGGGCAGGAGACCCACUGGAAACUUGAUGGGAAAUGGUUGUCUUGAAGACCCUUGAGGGGAAGAGUGAAGGGCAGAAGUUGGGAUGGAAGGGCAGAGCAGUGACCCUGGUGAUCUCAGAUGGCAGAUGGGCCAUCAGGAGCCACUGUGUUUUGAACAUGCGCUGUGUACCCUUCGACAGGUACUGUCCAGGUGUGAGACUACCUUUCCCAACCUGGACUUUUUUUUUUUUAAACAAAUUAUCUUUCUCAUAGUUCCAGAGGAUAAAAGCCUGAGGUCAAGCCACGAGUAGGAUUAAUUCCUUCUGAGGGUUGUAAGGGAAGGAUCUGUUCCAGGUCUCUCUCCUUAACUUGCAGAUCUGUCUUCUCCCAGGGUCUUCAUCUUCCCUGUGUACGAGUCUGUUCAGAUUUCUCUCUUAAAACGAUACCAGUCAUAUAGGAUCAGGGUUCACCCUAAUGACCUCAUUUUACUUUAAUAACUUCUGCAAGGACCCUAUCUCCAAGUACAGUCACAUUCCGACUAGGUUACAGCUUCAGCAUAUGAAUUCUGAGGGAGACGCAAUUCAGUCCAUAACAGCACAAAAGCACGUCAUCACAAUAAACAAUGUAAAUGGUAUCUGAUCCUGUCUUUCCAUUACAACAUCGCUGGAUUUAAUCUACUAUUUUGCUUAUUGGAAUGCCGUUCAACUGACCUCUCUUUCUAAUUGAGAAAGCGUGGUGAGGCAGAUGGGUGCCAAAAUAUUCCCUUUAUUACUGGAAAAGUUGUGAUGAGAAUACAUGGCCUAUGUCCUUGGGCAAGUAGGCUUUCUGAGAUGACACUCCAGGGUCAUACUUCCUACCCACCCCCACAAGUCACUUGGUGUGGAGGAGACCCAGAGAAGAAGGGCUGGCUAUGCACACUCAGUUUCUCUUCACCAAAUCACCUACCAGAUAAGAAUGGAGAGCUAGUAGGAGAGUUAAGAGCCAAUGGUGCUGCUUCCAUGUGGAAGAAAAUAGCCACAGCAAAUAUGCCUCCCCCAACCCCCACCCUAUCCCAAGUGGUCUUGUACUUAUCCACUGUGACUCUUGCCAGGAUAUGAAUUUACCUGUUUCCACAACAACCUUAGGAGGUAGGUGGCACCAUGAUUGUCUUUUCAUAGAUGCUAGUACAGGUGGGGAUGCCCAAUUUGCCCCCAGCCUUGUAGAAGGUAAAGGAGGCAUUUGGCCUUGAGUCCACAGGGACCAGAGGUGAGAAAGUGGCGUGGGCAGAAUCACCUCUCAAGAAGUGUUAUUGGGGAGGGGAAGCGAGAAGUAUCAGGAAGCUUGAGGAAUUUUGUUUCAAAAUGAGCAAGAGAUGGUCAAACUGAGAGGCUGUCUCAUUCCCCCCAUUCCUGUACCAUGUCAAAACAUGGUUGGUAAUAAUAAUUUCUCCUAAAUUAUGUCUUCCCCCAAGUGAGCAGUUGGGCCUCAGUCUUGCCAGCACAUAAUAUAUGCCUGGCACUACAUGUUCAGUAAACAUGCUUUUCCAUUUCCCUCUUCCCCCAGUUCCGAUCUAUGCCAGGUUACUUUGUUAGACUGUUGCUAGGAAGUCAGCAUUGUAUCCACAGGCCUGUGAUGAUAUCUCCAUGUCCCUAAGGGUCAUUCUCAAAUUUCUCUAAGCUCCAACUUUAAAAUGAGAAAAUCUGGGUAUGCCUAACCCUCUGCCAGGUCGGUGGGUGUCAGCCACAAUGAUCCCAUAUUAGCUUCCAGAUGAAAUGAGCAUCACAUUAGGAGGCCUCCUUCGGUCCAGUGCUAGAGAAGGAGGCUUUUCUCUCUCUCUCCCUUUCCUUUUCCUUUCCCCCUUACCUCCCUUCUCUCCUUUCUCCUCUUCUCGCCCCUUCCCCUUCUUUCUUUUUUAAAUAAAGGCCCUGAUGAAGUUCAGGUUUACGUCUUUGUCCUGUUGUAGUUUUGGUAGUCACCCUUACCUUUUCCUCCUGUGCGGUAAAGAAGGGCUUUUUGUCAGUUGUCAUGGUCCCACUCUGUCAGCAGAGGGCAGCAGCCACCAGAAAGUGAAUAAGUGAAUGGAGAGAAAUCUAAGUCAGCUGGGUCCUGGUCCUCAUUUUCCGGCAGUCCUAUGAGGUUUGCCUCCUUGACACUUGGCAGGUGGUCCUGGGAACCUGGAGGGGGUAGGGGUUGGGGUGUAUGCAUUAGAGUGCAACCCUGCCUGUCCCCACGUGGUCAUCUUGCAUCCCUGAUGUGCUUGGGAUGGUCUGGUGUGUGUGAAAACUGCUUCAGGUUGGGGGGCACCAGAUCAUUUGACGCCAGAUGUUCUGUGCUUCUUGAUGUCCUGUUCUUAGAACUCACCUCCUUCUUUGUUCUGCUUAGUGCUUUAUUCCUCUACCCUUCCUUCACCUUUUUGCACAUUAUUCUCUUGGGAAGUCCCUUUGGCUUCCCUCUACUACAACUCAUAAGCCUUGGGCUUCUCCUUUGUCCACCAUCCAUGAGCCCUGGGCUGCCAUACAGCACUGUACCCUGAAUUAAGGGAACCAGGGGACCAUUUUGCUGACUGGCAAAAGAGUGUGUAGUUUGUUAAAUAUUUAGCAGUAUCUUUUAGAGUUGCAAACACUGCGGUAGGGCUUGUUAGGAAUACCAGAAAGUAUAAUAAUCAUGGGUUAGACAUCCAGUUAAGGAACACAGGUGGAUAUAGGUAACAGGUCACACACGGUAGUACACAAAUAGGUGUUUAUUUUAUUUUUUAAGAUUUAUUUAUUUAAAGAGAGCAGAGGGAGGGGCAGAGGAAGAGGGA
Molecule: messenger RNA, 6531 nt
Organism: Mustela erminea (ermine)
Lineage: Eukaryota; Metazoa; Chordata; Mammalia; Carnivora; Mustelidae
Gene: SH3BP5L
Product: SH3 binding domain protein 5 like
Exons: 7
Coding region: 549-1709 (386 amino acids)
Biological process (GO): intracellular signal transduction; negative regulation of protein tyrosine kinase activity
Cellular component (GO): cytoplasm
Molecular function (GO): protein kinase inhibitor activity
Source: RefSeq, a predicted model, not a curated record